Messenger RNA from Heterobasidion irregulare TC 32-1, 534 nucleotides. RefSeq lists its product as uncharacterized. Lineage: Eukaryota; Fungi; Basidiomycota; Agaricomycetes; Russulales; Bondarzewiaceae. The transcript has 2 exons. The annotation marks the transcript as partial. The record is from RefSeq and is a predicted model, not a curated record.
AUGAUUGGUGUCAUCCACAUCUUCAUUCGUAACUUUGCCCAUCGAGCACACCCUUUAACAAUGCUCACUCGAAAAGACUUCUCUUUUAUCUUUAGACCUGAACAGAUUGUGGCGCAAGACGAUCUCAAAUUAGCACUCCUUUCCUUGCCCGCCCUCCGUCCAAUUGACUAUUCCUCACUAGCCAAUGUCAUCCUCAUAGUCGACACCUUGCACCUCACAGUCAAAUUCCACUUCUGCCAGUGUGACCUCGACAAUCCAUUCAGCUCCAUCACCCUAAACGACCGUGAGUCAAGAUUCUCGCAGCCAAAACUAGAGCUCUAUGGCCUGUUUCGUGCUCUCCGAGCUCUCAAGAUGUACCUCAUCGGGAUCCGUAACUUGGUCAUCAAGGUAGAUGCAAGAUAUAUAAAAGGAAUGCUAACAAAUCCAGAUCUUAAACCAAGUGCGAGCAUUAAUUGCUGGAUCAUUGCCAUCCUCACAUUCCAUUUUACCCUCGUCCGCAUUCCCGGCGCCUUGCAUGGGCCCGAUGGUCUCUCU